Messenger RNA from Schistosoma bovis, 2350 nucleotides. The record is from the annotation of a GenBank genome assembly. NCBI's taxonomy places the organism in Eukaryota, Metazoa, Platyhelminthes, Trematoda, Strigeidida, Schistosomatidae.
AUGUCAUCUGUUUCUUCAUUUUUCAACUUUCUUCUUGCCUUAUUAGUUACUGUCUGUUCUGAAAACGAAUGGCAUAUUGGUGUGAUAUACGAUGAUGUAUUCGAUCAAGUAAAUUAUAAUCUAACUGAUUUGUUCCUGGCACUGGAACCAACUCUUGAACACUAUGCUGAUAUUUCUACAAGAAAUUCUACUUUACCUACAUCCCAAAAAUUCAAAUUUACUAUUGAGAAGUUUUUUAUUAACCAAUUGUGCAGCCUCAUAAGCCAGGGUGUACAUUUAGUUCUCAGUUUGACAGCAUGUUCAACAGCUGAAUAUUUGGAAAGUGAGGCAUAUCGUUAUCACCUACUUCAUGUUGCCAUACCAAGACCUGCAUGCGAAGAGAAACAGACAACAAAGGUUACAGAAACAACAACUAUAUGGAUUCAAACAGAUCCUUUUCGGAUGGCCAAGGCUUUUUUGGAGAUCAGUGAAAUGGAACGAGCUUCACAUGCACUUAUCUUAGCCGAUGGACUUACUGCUAUUAUCCCAGAGAUAUAUGACCUCACAUUGCGGAGGAAAAUUGAAAAUAAGAGAUUCUACACUGAUUUCUCAACGCAAUUAUUUUCAUCAAACAAAUGUAUAAAUUCAUUCAGCUCGUUUAGUGAAAUAACAUUAGAUCAGCUUAUUGAAACAUUGAUGGAUAAUAGACCAAAGAUUACCAUCACAAAAUCGUAUUUAACGCAUAUAUUCCUGAUUCAUACAAAACCUUAUCAUUUAGAUUAUUUUAGAAAAGUUUUUGAGAAAUCUAACAUUACAAAGGACUACUAUUGGAUUUUUGAUGAAAUUCCUGAUGUGCCUAUUAGAGAUCUAUUAAAUCUUAUUGAUUCAUCAAGUGUUACUAAAAUGAAAGUGGGAUUUUUUCGACAGUUUCCUGUGUUAAAUUUUGACGAUCUGUCAAGACAUGAAUUGCAAAAGGGCACUCAGUUAUUGAUUAAAUCUGCAUUGCAUGGAGAAACGCAUAGUUUGCCUGUAAGAUUUUGUUUUUUAGUUAUUUUUGAUGUUAAGAGGUCUGGGACUAAUGUCUGGAAAUCUUUAUGGUUUUACUCACUCGAAACGUUUGAUGAUGCAAUCAAAAAUUUUAUAUCCACUGCUCAUUAUACUCCUGAUGACAAUAUGAAACUUACAAGUAAAGGAAUGAAAAUUAAGCAAAGAAGCUUGGAAAGUGGUCUAUUUUCAACUGUCUUUCAGUCAUUUAAUAACAAAAUUCUUCGAAUAUCAACAAUUCUCGAUCCUCCAUUUGUUGUCACUGGUCAAGUAAUUGAAAACGGAGAAAUAAUCAACGCUUCAGGAUUUGCAAUUGAUAUACUAAAUGAAUUGGCUAUGCAUUUCAAUUUUAGAUAUCGCCUUUUCUUACCACAGAACGGUACGUAUGGCUCACUGGAUGAAAAAGGAGAUUGGGAUGGCAUGAUGGGUGAAUUGGUAAAUGGACGAGUUGAUAUGAUAGCUGCUGGUUUGACAAUCAAUCCAAGAAGAUCGAAUUAUGUGGAAUUUAUUGGUCCGAUUGUUGAAGAUACAGUUGGAAUACUUGUAAAACCAUCAACAGCAAAUUAUCUUUUCUUUCAAAUGUUUCAUCUAUUUCAAAUUAAUGUUUGGAUAGCAAUUACUAGUUCAGUGGUUAUUCUUGGAACAACAGUUUGGUUAUUCAAUAGGUAUAGUCCAUUCAGUGGAUGGAAUUUACAACUUCCAGAAGCUAACUCAAAUGAGGUAUCUCUUUCCUACAAUAUAUGGAUUUCACUACGUUGUAUGCUUCUACAAGGACAAGAAGGCAGAUUAUUCUGUUUUUCGUCACGCACUUUGUGCUUAAUGUAUUGGUUUAUGAUUUUAGUUGUACACGCUAUAUGGCAGGCUGAUUUAACAGCAUUUCUAACAAAAAACAAUCUUGAGCUUCCAAUUAGUUCGUUAAAGGACUUGGCACACAAUGAUAAGAUUAUAGUAUUAACUAUGAAAGGAACUAGUACUUACAAUAUGUUUCAGGUCUCAGUAAAUAAUACAUUUUAUGAAUCCAUAUAUAGAAAGCUGGUUGCAAAUCCUGUUAGUGUAUAUAGUACAGACGAAGCAGUGAAGCUGGUGAUAAAGUUCAAUAAUUAUGUCUAUAUAACUGAAAGAUUAUUUCUUAUGAGUGUACUGCAAUCAGAGGAAUGUUCAAAUCUGGAAGUGAUAGAAGAGCCUGGGAUUGUAGCUGCUCUUGGAUUCGCUGUGCAACUUGGAAAAGAGUAUGCAAAACCUAUGUCAUCUUAGUACGUCUAAUAAAUAUAGAUCAGUUAAUUAUAUAUGAAUAGUGUACUUGAUUUUCAUUGUUACGAUAUGCCAG